Linum tenue is the source of this 1299-nucleotide messenger RNA. Lineage: Eukaryota; Viridiplantae; Streptophyta; Magnoliopsida; Malpighiales; Linaceae. The record is from the annotation of a GenBank genome assembly.
ACUAAUAUAAAACCCUAAGAGCAGAGCAGAGCAGUAGGGUUUUUUUCUUUCCCACCUCUAUCGUCUGCCGCUGGAGCCAAGGAUCAGAAAGCAAAACCCCAUACACUAAAUCUCCGCCAGCCGCCGUCGUCUGGUCGAACUUCCACCAUGGCUCGAGGACUGAAGAAGCAUUUGAAGAGGCUCAAUGCUCCCAAGCAUUGGAUGCUCGACAAGCUUGGCGGCGCUUUUGCUCCGAAGCCGUCGUCUGGACCUCACAAGUCGAGGGAGUGCCUGCCGCUGGUUCUGAUUCUCCGAAAUCGUCUGAAGUAUGCACUUAUUGGCAGUGAGGCGAAUGCUAUUCUGAUGCAGCGUCAUGUUAUGGUGGAUCACAAAGUUCGGACUGACAAGACUUUCCCUGCUGGUUUUAUGGAUGUUAUUUCGAUCCCCAAGACCAAUGAGAACUUCCGAUUGCUUUAUGACACUAAGGGUCGCUUCCGUCUUCACUCCAUCCGGGACGAGGAGUCAAAGUUCAAGCUUUGCAAGGUGAGAACUAUUCAAUUUGGGCAGAAAGGGAUCCCCUACCUGAACACCUUUGAUGGGCGAACGAUCCGCUACCCGGAUCCGCUCAUCAAGCCGAAUGACACCAUCAAGCUCGAUCUGGAGAGCAGCAAGAUUGUGGAUUUCAUCAAAUUCGAUGUUGGCAACGUCGUCAUGGUCACCGGAGGAAGGAACAGAGGGCGUGUGGGCAUCAUCAAGAACCGUGAGAAACAUAAGGGUAGCUUCGAAACCGUGCAUAUCCAGGACUCGAUGGGACAUGAGUUUGCUACUCGCUUGGGGAAUGUGUUUACCAUCGGUAAGGGAACCAAGCCUUUGGUGUCCCUUCCCAAGGGCAAGGGAAUCAAGCUGACAAUCAUUGAGGAAGCCAGGAAGAGGGCGGCUGCAGCCCAAGCUGCUGCUUAAAGAGUAUUUCGAAGUUAAGGGUAGACGUCUAGGUGUUGCUAUCUCUCUAUCUAAAUCUUUCCUGCUGCUGGGUAAACUUUAGCUGUGGAUUAAAACUUGAUUAGCUUGGAUGAGAGUUGCUAUGUCGUUAUCGGUUUUGAGAAUAUUUUACCUGCUACUCUUUUUAUAGUUUCAUAUGCUACGAAGUCGGUCAUAUUCGUCAUUUUUCUUCCAAGGUCUAUUGUGUGUACAUUGUCCUUGCUACAAAGUAACAUCUUCAUGUUCUUAUAAUGUUUUAGGCUAGACAAUUACAGGCUAAGAAAACCGCGAAGUCCAAAGGAGGGUAAACUCCCUCCAACCAACACCUUCCUGCUUCACCGG